CUGAAUUAGGAGACUAUGACCCAGAUGAACACUUUGGGAACUAUGUUGCAGACUUCAAACUUCUCUUGAAACAAACAACUCGUAUUGAGGAAAAAAUAGCAGAAAUACAUCAGACUCAGUUGAGUGGUCGGGUUCCAGCUGUUGCAGAGAUGAACUUCUUACACAAAGCUUGUCAGCUGGAUACGUAUGGAAUUGACCCUCAUCCUGUAAAGAGGAAGCAUCUUAUUGGGUUCAAAUGUCCUACUCAAGCUGCAUGUAAACAUUUGUGGAAGUGUGCCUUGGAACAGCGUUACUUUUUUGCGGUGGAAUCAUCUUCAGAAGUUCCAGCAGUUACUACUGGAGGAGGUUUGUUUUCUAGGGGCUCAAAGUUCAGGUACAGUGGGCGAGUAGAAAAGGAAGUGGUUGAACUGAUGAAAAACUUUCAACGAGAUCCUCCUCAAUUUCAGCGAAGUUUCAUGCAUACUUCGUCUUUUCAUCAUAAAAGUGAAUCUUAUCCAACAACACCAGCUACACCAUCUAGGGAUUACGAAACAGAUUUUCCCGAUCUUCACUACAUGAACCACUCUGCUCCAGUAACAGAAAAUUUGGACUCCAUUACGUCUACAGAUUCUACUAGCCCUAAACAUACCAACCACUCAACACAAAUGGCUGGAAGUUUGAGUGACUUAACUCUUCCAGAACACGAAGAAGCACCUACUGCUUUGUUUGAGACGGUGCAAGAGCAACAGGUGGAGAAUACAAAAAGUGAAAUAACACAAGAGCCUGAGGGCCUUGCUGAGAAUACUUAUUCAGUUGACCAAGAAGUAUCUGUACCUUCAUUACAAGCCUCAACGCCACAGUUACCUGAGAAUCCUGAACAAGAUCCUCAUGUUGAGUUCCCUAUUGAAGUUUCUACAUCAACUGAACCACAGAAGACAGAAAUGAACUUUGAAUGGGAUCUUAAAAUUCCAAAGCAGAAAAAUAUUUCAAGUUGUCAGUCCUUUAUGUUUCAACCAGUGAAUGUGGUGAGGGUAGCCAUUCUGGCCUCACUUUUUAUACUCUUGAUUUUUUGGUGUUUGCUCGUUGUUGUAAUGGAAUCAGACUCUCCUCUCUUCAGUGACAUACGCAAGAUACCAGAACUGCUUGUUCUGCGGCAGGAGUACUAUGAACCAACCAAAGACUACAUUAUGGAGAGAUUGAAAUUCCUCUUUUGACUUUUAUAAUUAUAUCUGGUGUUUCAGGUACUAACACACAAAUGUUUGUGUUCUUUGAAAAAAACUAAUUCCAACAUUAGAAACUAAACCAUUUGUGCAGCUAAAAAUUUCUUAUUCCAUUUUUAUUCCAAAAAUCUGCAAAACUUUCCACUUUUGACAAAGUUAUUUAUUUAUUUUUUGAAACAUUAACUUGAUAUUUAUGUAUCACAACUGUUAAUUCUAAGACAUUUAGACCAGAUUUCUUAAUAAUCUAACCUCUUGGUCUAAUUGUUACUAAAUUUUUCUACAAACCUUGCUUAUUUCUUGAGUGAUCUUCUCUAAGUUUUGAAUAUGUUACAGCACAAAUACAUUCUACAAAUUCUUUGUAUGUAUGGGUAUAGUAAAAGGUUUAUGUUAGUUAGAAAUAUUAAAAACAUUAUUCACGAUCGUAUUGUGAACUUAAGAAGCCAUAUUAAUUCAGGGAUAUCAUCUUUACUUUCAACAUAUGUGUGUAAUGUAGUGUUAGAUUGUAUAUGUUGGUAAAAGAUUAGUGUAUUUAUAUAUAUAUCUUAUUUCUGUUCUUACAAUAUAUUUUUUAAUGUCACAGAAUUAGUUUUUUUACUUUGUUUAUUGUUUUUUGAACUUUUAGUAAUUAUGUAGUGUAAUUGUUGAUUUGCAAUAAGCGGUGUUCUUAAUUGUUGCUAUCUAUAAUGCAGUUAUUAUUUUUAUAUUAGUGUCAGCUUUACUGAUAUGAUAAUUACUGCUUAUUGUUGGUUAUU
Limulus polyphemus (Atlantic horseshoe crab) is the source of this 1951-nucleotide messenger RNA. Its product is annotated as FERM domain-containing protein 3-like. The transcript has 6 exons. The record is from RefSeq and is a predicted model, not a curated record. Lineage: Eukaryota; Metazoa; Arthropoda; Merostomata; Xiphosura; Limulidae. The annotation marks the transcript as partial.